AUGAACGCAGCAUCACCCGUCAAGCGUCGCGCCCUCGGGGCACUUGACCCCAACGCGUGCUCGCCCAGCAAGGCGGCGAGGAGGCACGACGGCAAGCUGUUCUCGUCGUCGACACAGCAGCAGCAAAGGAGCCCGAUCAAGGCAAAGUCGGUCACACCGCGGCAAGCCUUCCCCGCGGUGACGGUGUCGGGUACCCCAGAGAAGGAGAUGGGCACCGAGUCCAGGAAACGUCGCUCUCCUACCCCCACUUUUACUAGUACUCCCCCGUUGGAGUCGGUAGCGCGGGAUAGUGAGCCGGCUGCGAAGAGGGCCUGUCUUGAGGAUGCGAGAGAGGAUGCACUGGGCGGUCGACCAGAGUCCCCGCCUUCCUCAUCAUGGACCACCAGAACCUCUGGCACGGUCCGACAGCGCUCCGCUUCUCCGGCCACGCCCUCAGUGUUUGACAACUCGGCAAUAGACAACUCACAGGUUACCAUCCUUACCGAACCGGAUGCCACAGCACCUGCACCGGUCCCCGCUGUGGCACCGUGGCCGGCCCCGCGGACUAUGCGGAGGUUAACCCGCGAGCAGGCGAGAGAGAAAGCAGAGAUCAUCCGCCUCCGCCUCGGUCUAGCAAGCUACAAAGUCCGCACCGGCCAGACAGACGUGCCGCUAGACAGGUUAGAAGCCCAACACGCCACGGCCUCAUUCUCGUCCACAUCCCUUCCCAGCCCGAGCCAGGACCAGAGCCAAACCCAAAGCCAGAACCAAGGCCGCAGCCGCAGCUCAACAUCCACGUCCACGUCCACGUCCACGUCCACGUCCACGUCCACGUCCACGUCCACGUCCACGUCCACGUCCUUCACACUUCCAGCGAAUGCCUCGUUCACAUCCACCACCAGUACCCCGGGUAAGGGGGGUAGCAGGCGGCCCCUGCCCGGCGCACCGCUCCGGCGGGCAAGCAGCAGCGUCAGCGUGAGCUUCGACAGUGACGUUGUACGCGAAGCCCCGCCGUCAAGGUGCGUGCUGCUCGAAGAGGCGCGGCUGGCGAUUGCCCGGGACGAGCGGCGACAACAACAACAACCCCAGCACUACAACCACCAGCACCACAACCGCCACCACAACCAGCAACACCCACACCAACCCCAACUCCCCCGCUACAACAACAACAACAACAACCACACUCACACCCACACCCACCAACGCCGCCAAUCCGAAGGCCUCGGCACACGGCACGACGCAAGGGGGUACAUGCACGGCAGCACCGAACACAGCGCCAUACCGCCGCGGCCGCAGACCGCCGUUGGUGUGACGGGCUCGGGCUCGGGCUCGUCGUCGUCAAUGUCGUUUGAGAGGCGGGUGAGCCUUGUUGGUGAUGCCACCAGGGGCAAUGUCAGGGAUAGGAAUGCCAGGGAAGGGGGUGAGGGUGGGGAUGAGGAUGAGGAAGGGAGGGGUGGGGCGGCCAGUGGAUUGCUCAGCCUGGCGAGGAGCUAG
Messenger RNA from Chaetomium globosum CBS 148.51, 1473 nucleotides. RefSeq lists its product as uncharacterized. The transcript is spliced from 3 exons. NCBI's taxonomy places the organism in Eukaryota, Fungi, Ascomycota, Sordariomycetes, Sordariales, Chaetomiaceae. The record is from RefSeq and is a predicted model, not a curated record. Bases 1 to 1473 code for a protein of 490 amino acids.